Nerophis lumbriciformis (worm pipefish) is the source of this 4026-nucleotide messenger RNA. The record is from RefSeq and is a predicted model, not a curated record. NCBI's taxonomy places the organism in Eukaryota, Metazoa, Chordata, Actinopteri, Syngnathiformes, Syngnathidae.
AUGGACAGGUUGCAUUCGUCCAUGCGUAAACGCCUCUACAGUUUGCCCCAGCACAUUGGACACAAACCGUCCAUCAUGGGCGAAGGAGAAGACGCGGACAAGGACACGCGAAGGAAGAGCAUCCGGAUGAAGCCCUUGCCGUCUCCCACCUCCGGGGGAAGCUGCAGAGGCUUGGGGGAGACCAAGAGCGGCGAGUCGCUCAUCAUGGAGACCGACAUCGGGAGACCAAUGAAGACCAGCUCCAACGGAGACUGCCGGAGGUUCCGGGGAAGCCUCUCGUCCAUCACCAGCCGCCAUGUGCACGACUCGGACUCGGCGGAGGAGAGGCGUCUCAUCACCGAGGGGGACGUCACCCCGAGCGAGGAGAGCCCCCCCAAAGCGAUCGGUGAGAGCGUCACGGAGCAAGGCGCGCAAGGGGCCGGCGGGGGUGACGCUUCCAGCGGUGGCGGCGGUGACGGCGCACCCCCGAGCGAGUCCCAAGCGGACAGCCAGUCCGGGUUCAUAAAGUUGGAUGGAAUUGAUCAGAUACUGCCUGACGACGAGCGCUUGUACCAGGCCGGGUUCAUGCACCGACAGUUCGGGGCCAUGCUCCAGCCGGGGGUCAACAAGUUCUCCCUGAGGAUGUUUGGAAGCGAGAAGGCAGUGGAGCGAGAACAGGAGCGGGUUAAAUCUGCCGGAUUUUGGAUUAUUCACCCUUACAGUGAUUUCAGGUUUUACUGGGACUUGACCAUGCUGCUAUUGAUGGUGGGCAACCUCAUCAUAAUUCCCGUAGGCAUCACCUUCUUCAAAGACGAGCACACACCUCCCUGGAUAGUUUUCAACGUGGUCUCCGACACCUUCUUCCUCUUGGAUCUCGUGCUCAACUUCCGGACAGGCAUCGUCAAGGAGGACAACACGGAGAUCAUUCUGGACCCGCAGCAAAUAAAGAUUAAGUACCUUCGCAGCUGGUUUGUGGUGGACUUUAUCUCCUCCAUCCCGGUGGACUAUAUCUUCCUCAUCGUGGAGACGCGCAUUGACUCCGACUUCUACAAGACGGCACGCGCCUUGCGGAUUGUCCGCUUUACCAAGAUUCUUAGCUUGCUUCGCCUCCUGCGCCUCUCGAGACUCAUUCGCUACAUCCACCAGUGGGAAGAGAUCUUCCACAUGACCUACGACUUGGCCAGCGCUAUGGUAAGAAUCGUCAACCUUAUCGGCAUGAUGCUGCUCCUUUGCCACUGGGAUGGCUGCCUGCAGUUCCUGGUGCCCAUGCUGCAGGACUUCCCCGCUGAUUGCUGGGUUUCCAAAAAUAAGAUGGUGAAUGACACGUGGGGACAGCAGUACUCCUAUGCGCUGUUUAAAGCCAUGAGCCACAUGCUGUGCAUCGGCUACGGCAUGUACCCACCGGUGGGCAUGACCGACGUAUGGCUGACCAUCCUCAGUAUGAUUGUGGGCGCCACGUGCUACGCCAUGUUCGUGGGCCACGCCACCGCUCUCAUACAGUCAUUGGACUCUUCGCGGCGGCAGUACCAGGAGAAGUACAAGCAAGUGGAGCAAUACAUGUCCUUCCAUAAGCUGCCAGCAGACAUGAGGCAAAGGAUCCACGACUAUUACGAGCACCGCUACCAGGGCAAGAUGUUCGACGAGGAGAGCAUCCUAGGGGAGCUGAACGAACCGCUCCGAGAGGAAAUCAUCAACUUUAACUGUCGGAAACUGGUGGCCUCCAUGCCACUGUUCGCCAAUGCUGACCCCAAUUUUGUUACCUCCAUGCUCACCAAGCUCAAAUUUGAGGUGUUCCAGCCUGGCGAUUACAUCAUCAGGGAGGGCACCAUCGGCAAGAAGAUGUACUUCAUCCAGCAUGGUGUGGUCAGUGUUCUAACCAAAGGCAGCAAAGAAACCAAGCUUUCCGAUGGCUCCUACUUUGGUGAAAUUUGUUUGCUGACUCGCGGCAGACGGACGGCCAGUGUGCGAGCCGACACAUACUGUCGUCUGUACUCUCUGUCGGUGGACAACUUCAACGAGGUGUUGGAGGAGUAUCCCAUGAUGCGAAGGGCGUUUGAGACAGUCGCCUUGGACAGACUGGACAGAAUUGGCAAGAAAAACUCCAUCCUGCAGCAUAAGGUGCAGCAUGACCUCAGCUCGGGUGUCCUCAACUACCAGGAGAAUGAAAUCAUCCAACAAAUUGUACAGCACGACAGGGACAUGGCCCACUGUGCCCACCUCCUGCAGAAUCCCCCUCCCCAGACGCCACCUUCGCCGACCCCUGUCAUCUGGGCUCCACUAAUCCAGGCACCUCUCCAGGCGGCAGCCGCCACCACCUCAGUUGCCAUCGCUCUCACACACCAUCCCCACCUGCCACCGACUCUCUUCAGACCUCCAGUAUCAGUCCUGGGGUCCCUGAAGGAUCCCCCUAGUCGGCAAAAGAAGUUUCACACUUUUGGUCCAUCAUCGCCAGUUCCUGGGUCUGCUGGGGAUUCUCCUGCCAGCACUCCUUCAAAACGACGCACAGGAGUGGACAUGUCCUUACUGGCCUCUUUUCAGGCACAGCACGUAACAUCAGGUUUAGGGGCAUCUAGCUCUAGUCAACAGGGUUCAGGUAGCGAAGGUCUAAGUGGACCGAAUGAGAAAAAGUCAGGGUUUAGUGCGAGCAGGUCCUCGGCACUUCAUCGCAGACCGUACUCAUCGUCUGGUUCGCCCUCAUCGAGUCUGGCCCAGCUCCACCCACAACCACAGCAUCAGCAGCCUUUUCGCUCCACCACCCCGCCUUUGUCCAACUUUUUCCAUCAAGCAGCGACAACUGGAAGCACCGGGUCGGGCCUAAGUGGAAGCGUAGUCGGCGCCUGCGGCGGUGCAACAGAUUGGCCUUCGGGUGGAGCAGUCGGCGGGUCUUUUGAGGGGGCAAGUGGAGGUGAUGGCGGGUCUUUGGGAGGAGUCUUGCUUGCAUCAACCGGAAAGGGUUCAGGAGAAUUACUCAUAGGGAUGAACACUGGUGGAUCCUUAGGGAGGGCCUCUGGAGGACCUCUGGGAAGGGCUUUCAGUGCAGAUGUAGCUAGUUUUAUCGGGGUAUGUUCAAGUGCACCAGGCGGAGGGGGUGGAGCAGCACAAAAAGGUAGGUCAACAGAGGACGCAGUAGGAGGGCAUGCUCUGAGUGGCCCUUCAGGGGGGGCAUCUGGUGGCGCUAUAGAAGGACUUGGUUCUUCUUCACGUUGUCAGAGCCCAAUAUCUACUGGCUCUUCCAGCCCCAUGCCAGGACAACUUAUCUCCUGUCAGCCAACCCCCAAAACUCCUCAAGUGACUCCCUUGCAACAGUUUGCUGGAGGAGGAAGGACUACAAGUGGCUUGAACCUCUUUCACUCACCUCCACACGGCUCUCCAUCUUCAAGCAAAGGGCAUAAUGGCCAACAACCCACUGAGGGUUCUCCGUCAUCACUUGGGCACUUUAGCCUGGCAGGCCUCCAGUCUGGGUUCCUUCCUCACCAGAUCUCAUUAGAGAGGUCUGCCUUGGCUUCUCUGGCCCAGUAUGGUUCAGCAAACGCCUCUCCAUGCCUUACUCCGGUGGCGCCAAGCCCAACUAUUCAAAGCCCUGUGACGAGCAGGACUUUCCACUUUAGCGAUCUGUCUAGUGCCACAGGAUCCCAUAGUUCUCUGUUCAUGCCUCAAUCCUCUCUUCCUGUGCAUCCUCCGGUACAGACACACACUGCAGGAAGAGAUCAUCAGCCGGGUCGCUUUUCUGAGGAUCUAAAGCUGCUAUCCAGCUCACACCCAUCCCUUCCCCAGGAGGUGGCCCAGGCCUUAGGCCACCAAACUGUUAGCUCCGCUGUAGAAACGGGUUAUUACCCUUCACCCUUCUCCUCGCCCACUCUAAAACCCAAACCCUGCAGCUCAGUUCCUGGUCAUAUGACUCCUCCGGUCCAGCUUUCUCCAAGCCACUCCCAUCAGACACACUCCUCCGGAGCCUCACCGUCCCAAUCGCUUCGGAGGGGGUCUUCUACCUACUCAUCGGAUCUAGAAACUCAAACUGUACGUUCAAAGCUUCCUUCCAAUUUGUGA